Molecule: messenger RNA, 1049 nt
Organism: Cladocopium goreaui
Lineage: Eukaryota; Dinophyceae; Suessiales; Symbiodiniaceae
Source: the annotation of a GenBank genome assembly
AUGGGAAAGAAACUGCUGUCAAAGAAGGCGUCCGGACAACAUACGUGUCAAAGUUGUGGUGCUCGAGGUCAUCAUACAACAUCCUGCCCGCAACUUGCGCAACGGCUUCUGAAAGCAGUGACGAAGUUUGUGCAAGCUGAUGCGAUAGACAAACAUCUGCAGAAAAAAAGACCGUUGCGAGUGCUGGAUGUGCCGCAAAGACCACGCCGGUCUUUGAAGAAAGCUUCUGGCAAGCGAGGGAAGAAAUACUCCUGGAAAGUUGAUCCUGCGAUCAAAAUGCCAAAGAAGAAGAAAAGUCAGAAAGCCAAACAAAAGAAUCGAGAAAAUGAAGCCCGCAGAAAGGAAAGACCGGCCAAGAGGAAGUCACAGCAGUCUUCUUGGACGUACAAAAAGAUGCGAUCAGCUUAUAGGAUUCUUCUGGAAAGCAAAUGGGCAUGGCAGCCGAAGAAUUGUCCGCAAUGCGACGGCAAGCUUUUUUUGGCUGAUGAGGGAACAUGUGCAGUUCGCGGGCAUGGGCGGCUUUUUUAUCGUUGCCAAUCCUGCGAUAGAAGGUCAGAUGUCCUAGCUCAUAGCAGGCUGCAGACACUGCGCAUGCCCAUCUGUCAUAUUUUGCAAGCCAUGCAAAUCUAUUUUCGCAACAGCAAAAUUCCGACCCUGUCUGAAAUGGCGGCAGAGAUGGGAUACAAUGGUAUGACUGGUGGGUGCCUGGAACGCCUUCGUUCCCAUUUGUUGGCUCGUGAAGCUUCGUGCGCCUUGCAUCAGCAAAAGCACCGCCAGUUAUGUGGAGUUGUGGAAGUAGACGGCACCAGUCUACGAAAAAUUCGAGUCAAAGGAACCACUACGCUGCGCUACUUUCAAGCAUGGGGUGCUGUGCAAAGAGGAGCUCGCAAGAUGGCAAUCUUCAAUUUGGGUUUUGCUGAUGCCACAAACUAUGGAAAACCUCCGGUGGAAGCCAAGAAGAAGAUCGAGGAUGCUGGAAAGACCUUCUUAGUUCAUACUGGCACCAUCGACUCGUGCUGGCGUAUGAUCAAAGCCAGUGUUCCCGAUCA